This is a messenger RNA of Sciurus carolinensis (gray squirrel), 1281 nucleotides long. Its product is annotated as protein SPT2 homolog. Bases 108 to 1160 code for a protein of 350 amino acids. Lineage: Eukaryota; Metazoa; Chordata; Mammalia; Rodentia; Sciuridae. The transcript is spliced from 2 exons. The record is from RefSeq and is a predicted model, not a curated record.
CCCCGCCUUCCCCGACGACCCGGCGCCUAAGACCCUCCCAGCUCGGGGAGCCGCUGGGAAGUCUUGCCCGCUCGCGGGUCCGGGGCCCUGGAGACGCGUGGGCAGCGAUGGGCCCACCCCCGCCCCCGCCCGGCCACCGGCCCCCGUUCCGAGGGUCAGUGCGGCCUUCGAGAAGGUCCGGGACGGGCUCGAAGCGCUCCCAGGGCGAUUUGGAGACGGGGAAGGAGGGCGGCGACCCCACGGGGCUGACUGGCGGCGUAGCGCGUCCGCCGGGCCUCGGGCCGCGCCCACUCGGGCUCGAGCUCUCUGGCGCCGCCUGCGGUGAGCUUCGCGGUCCCGGAGCCCCGACGUGUGGCGCCGCCUCCUUGCCAGCGCCGCGGUCGCCAAAGCUCCGCAGAGGUCUCUGGGCGGGUUCGCUGCCGGCACCGACGCCCCCUCCUCGCGCACGCAGGGUGCUGUGCAGAGCAGGGCCGAGCGGGCGGCCGGCCGGGUGGCGGGAGGCCGCGGUGCCUGUCAGAGUUGUCAGCCCACGCUUCUGGAGACGGGGACGCAGGAAGGUGACAGUCUGCCCGUGUCACUUGACGGGGCGGCCCGCCACGGGGGAUUCCUGUUGUGCUGCAGGACGGUCAGUGGUUGGGCACCGACUGGCGCCCGCUCACUUCCUGACUCAGCUGUCAGCUGGGGAGGUAGGUCAAGAGGAGCCCCGCAGAGAAAGCCCUGCCAACAGCAGCGAGCUGCCCUCCGUCCCUCCCUCCCGGUGCUUCUCACCCUGCAGCGUGAACACCUGCCCAACCGGUUCCAAGGAGGAGCCUGGGACCUCUGGUUGCCGCCUCCCUUCCCUGGCAGGUGGAGGAGUCUCCCAGCUGUCCGUGGCGUGGGGCACGGACACCCACCCCGAAGACGGCUGCGCUCGGCCACUCCGUGCCCUGGUUGGUCUUCCUGUCAAACCUGGAGAAGAGCCGGCCAGGAGAUGCACACGAGGAAGUAGGCUGUCCCCACCCGGCACUGUAAGGCACAAGGCGGCUUCUGGGGCACCUUGGCUCGGGGACCUGUGUGUGCCACUCCAGGUCCUAAGCAGGUCCAACUCUGGAACAUGUCCCAGGUGUGGGCCCAGGUUGGGCAGAGCCUGUGUCUGUAUGGCUUUUCCCAUCUUUGAGUGAUUGCAAAUCAGAGUACAGAAAACCCCAACGAGAAAAGAGAGUGUGCCCUGGACAGCCUAUGUGACUCCCGGGCCUUCUGUGUGUGCUCUCUGGCCCAUGCUCAUGGAGCUUGUGCCGGCCA